This is a messenger RNA of Lethenteron reissneri (Far Eastern brook lamprey), 1754 nucleotides long. Its product is annotated as E3 ubiquitin-protein ligase RNF135-like. NCBI's taxonomy places the organism in Eukaryota, Metazoa, Chordata, Hyperoartia, Petromyzontiformes, Petromyzontidae. The record is from RefSeq and is a predicted model, not a curated record. Gene Ontology annotation, molecular function: zinc ion binding; protein binding.
UGUGUGAGCAGCUGCUGCGAUAGCUCCUCUGUGAGCCGCGGCGCGCGACUGAGUCCAAGUGAAGCCAUGGGCCAUGGCGAGCGCGUCUCCCAGUGAUUGUGUCGACAGUGAGCUGAGUUGCCCCAUCUGCCUGGGCACGUUUGACUGCCCCUCCACGCUGAGCUGCGGAGACUCGUUCUGCCUCCGGUGUCUGGACGGUGCCUGGGAGACGGCGAGCAGCUUCAGCUGCCCGCAGUGCCGAGCGGCCUUCCCUGAGCGACCCCAGCUGAAGAGGAACGUGGCGCUCGCCAACCUGGUGGAGCAGCUCAGAGUUGGAGAGAGGAUGGCCGGAGUUGUCUUUUGUGACUGUUGUGGUGAUGGGGAGACUCCUGCAGUGAAGACCUGCCUCAGGUGUGAGAUGUCCCUGUGUGAGUCCCACCUGAAGCCUCACAUGAUUAACCCCAAGUUGAAGGACCAUGGCCUGGUGGCUCCCAUUUUGAACCUAGAAGAACGAAGAUGUGCGGAACACAAUGAGCAUCUCCAAUUUUACUGUGAACAGGAUGGGAGCCUGGUCUGUAUGGUCUGCACUUUUGCAGGAGACCACACAGGACACAAGGUCAUCACGGUGACAAAAGCUCAACAUGCUAAACAGAAGGAGCUGAGGCUCAAGAAGAUGGAGAGAGAGAAGAUUAAGGGGUCGGCAGUGUCACAGACACAGCAGCUCAAGGACACGUACAAGCACAUGCAGGAGUCUUUGCGUGGGAUGAAAGCGAGGAUCAGCCAAGAGUUUGAGCGGAAGAGGCAGCAGCUGAAUAAGGAGGAGAGGGAGGCGCUGGAGCACGUGGACGAGGAGGGCCGCUCCGUGCUGUCCCGGAUCCAGGCGAACAUCGCUCUCUAUGAGAACAGAGCUCGUGGCCUGGAGCAGGAGAUCAACGAGCUGAUCGUGGCCCUCGCAGUAAAGGACCCACUCACCUUUCUGCAGGAUCCCAAGUACGAGGAACUCAGAAACUCGGUAUCUCAGGAGACUCAAGGUGGCCCUGCUCCCACAUUCAGCCAGCAGGAGCUCACAAAGGUCAUCUCAGCAGGAGGAGUCGAGAUGAGACUCCUGGCUCUCCUGUACGGACGCUCACCGACUGUGGACCUCAACUCGGCCUACAACAAACUCCAGAUUUCCUCGGAUCUCAGGACGGUGACGCAGACCGCUGUCUCCCAGGGUCGCCUCGAUCACCCACACCGCUUUGAUUGGUGGGACCAAGCCCUGUGCUCCGAGAGCUUCUCGUCGGGUCAGCACUACUGGGAGGUGGACGUGGGGGGUGCGGCGGAUCACUUUCGGGUUGGAGUCACGUACGGGACGAUCGCACGGAAAGGGAGUGGUAAAAAGUGCGAGCUGGGAAGGAACAACUCAGCCUGGGUUUUAUAUAAAUCUUACAACAACUGCUACGUGCUUCAUGGUGGUGUCUGGACGUCAGUGCCGGUGAUGAAAUCUCCCCGGAGAGUCGGGUGUCACCUGAACUGGGAGGCGGGGCUGCUGUUGUUUUACUGCGCCGACUCCAUGCAGCUGCUGCACUCGAUCCACCACUCGUUUAGUCAACCGCUCUACCCCGCACUGUAUGUGUGGGGUGUUGGUUACUCAGUGAGGAUUCUGGACCUGAGUCGUGCGUCCUGAGAGCACGGAGUGUGAGCAGCGCACAACGCUCAGACUCACGCACACAAAGACUCAGAUCCCCCGUGUAGCCUUCACAGGCUGUUGGGGCAAGUGCUGUUGGCGAGCACCU